This is a messenger RNA of Pisolithus orientalis, 1053 nucleotides long. Its product is annotated as translation initiation factor eIF 4e-like domain-containing protein. Gene Ontology annotation, molecular function: RNA 7-methylguanosine cap binding; translation initiation factor activity. The record is from RefSeq and is a predicted model, not a curated record. Bases 11 to 910 code for a protein of 299 amino acids. The transcript has 5 exons. Gene Ontology annotation, biological process: translational initiation. Gene Ontology annotation, cellular component: eukaryotic translation initiation factor 4F complex. Lineage: Eukaryota; Fungi; Basidiomycota; Agaricomycetes; Boletales; Pisolithaceae.
CAGUGUAUGUAUGACGGCGACGGCGACGACGACGACGACGACGAUGGCGGGGUACUUUUCGAACCACUCACAGCCUGGCCACACGCGCUUCUCUACUCAUUCCCAGUCCCAGUCCCAGUCUCAGUCUCAGUCCGUAGUUGCACCCCAGCAGCAGCCCGUCUCAGAGUCUCGCCCACGCCCCCCCGUAAGCCGACAUUUCUCCACCUCGCUGACCACCCGUGAUCCGGAGCCUGCCCAAGCUAAACAUGCAGGCCACAAUUCUCUCCCGGUGACGGUUCAUCCACUCAGGCACACCUGGGUGUUCUGGUUCCGCCAGCAGCGGGCACCAGGAAACAAGAUCACCAAUUAUGAAGAGGGCAUAAAGAAAGUGGCCUCUUUCUCCUCUGUCGAGUCUUUCUGGUCUCUCCAUACCCAUCUUUCUCCUCCUUCCUCUCUCAUUCCCACCACCGACUACCUCCUUUUCCACGCUGGUGUCCGUCGUCCAGUCUGGGAAGACCCUCUGAACAAGACUGGCGGAAAGUGGAUUAUUCGUCUGCGGAAGGGCGUCGCGGAUCGCCUAUGGGAAGAGCUCGUAUGCGGUGUAGUAGGAGACCUCUUUGACGAAUGUGGACGGGAGAAGUUGAGGCCGGACGCUGACGGUACUACAAACGGCGAUGUCGAAGGCGAGAGUGGUGAUUGGCCAGAAAUAUGUGGGUGUACCAUCAGUGUCAGACAGAGCGAAGAUAUCAUCUCUGUAUGGAAUCGCGUUGAUGGGGAUCUAAAAGUCCGCGACAAGAUACGGGAUACCAUUCGUACCAUACUCAACCUGCCACCCACAACGAUCAUGGAAUAUAAAUCAAACAACGAUUCGAUACAGGACAAGUCUUCGUUCCGCAACUCUGCCAUCGAGCGCACCCCCUUUGCCUCGUGAUUCUGAGGUACCCUGGUGCGAGGUAUCACUCACGAAUUACAAACCAAAAAAAAAAAAGCAGAACGAUGCUCUGCUAUAUACACGCUUAAUGUAUAUUGUGCAUUCCGCAGGCGUGAUCCAGGAUAUUGUCAUUCAGACAUCAU